This is a messenger RNA of Triticum urartu, 580 nucleotides long. Its product is annotated as hydrophobic protein LTI6A. Gene Ontology annotation, biological process: response to cold; response to salt stress; response to abscisic acid. Gene Ontology annotation, cellular component: membrane. The record is from RefSeq and is a predicted model, not a curated record. NCBI's taxonomy places the organism in Eukaryota, Viridiplantae, Streptophyta, Magnoliopsida, Poales, Poaceae.
CAUCACUCCACUCCACCUACCUGUCUCGCCCUCCUUGUUCACAUCAUCUCCCUUGGCUUUCCGUUGGACGCUUCGAGAGAGAGAAGGAGGAAGAAGAAAGAUGGCGGACGAGGGGACGGCCAACUGCAUCGACAUCAUCCUCGCCAUCAUCCUGCCGCCGCUCGGCGUCUUCUUCAAGUUCGCCUGCGGGAUCGAGUUCUGGAUCUGCUUGCUGCUCACCUUCUUCGGCUACCUCCCCGGCAUCAUCUACGCCGUCUGGGUCAUCACCAAGUAGGACUGCAGGAGGGGCUCCUCUGCCUCUGCCGCUAGGUGAUCCAUGGCGAACUUGUUCUGUGUCUGGCACAAGCCGUUUGUCUGAGAUGCGAGCUACAGUUCAUGGUGCUGCCUGCCUACAUGUGUGUGUUCAUGCUGUUGUACAUCUGUGUGUGUUGUCCGUGCUUGAUGAUUAGCCUCCUCUCCUGUCACCCUCCCCAGUGUAGUGCAUCCAUCCAUCCAGUUGUUCCUCCGCGCAUUUUCGUCGUCCAUGUACUUUGAACUUUGAUUAAUUAAUUAAUUAAUCAAUCAAUUGAUUGGUGGAGAA